ACUGAACCACGAAACAGGAAAUGGAGCCGGGAGGAAGUAGGAAGUGGAGGAGGAACAAUGACGCAGAGAAAAGACUGAACCGGAACGGAGGAAGAGGAGGUGGAGAGAGUGCUUUUGGAAGAGGAGGAGCGGGGGGUGGUAAAGGAGGGUGGGAAAGGACGAGACAGAAGGAUGGAAUGGUACACAGAAUGUCACUGCCUGGUUCAAGCUUAGAGGAACACACGUUUGGAAAGGAGGACGAGACAGAAGGAUGGAGGGAGGAACAGGGGGAACAGCCGUUCCGAACAGUCUUCCACUCCUGCUCUGGAGGACGAGACAGAAGGAUGGAGGGAGGAACAGGGGGAACAGCCGUUCCGAACAGUCUUCCACUCCUGCUCUGGGGGACGAGACCGAAGGAUGGAGGGAGGAACAGGGGGAACAGCCGUUCCGAACAGUCUUCCACUCCUGCUCUGGAGGACGAGACAGAAGGAUGGAGGGAGGAACAGGGGGAACAGCCGUUCCGAACAGUCUUCCACUCCUGCUCUGGGGAAGCUGUUCUCCUUGCAGAACCAGCUGCUGCUAAGUUGCUAUGGAGACGUCAUGGUGCUCGGAACAGGAUGACGGCUGAGUUCCAUUCCAGAAUCUCACUCCCUUCAGUCCCUAGACUCGUCACUGAGGGGGCAGAGGGGAUGAAUGCGGCCCAAAUAGCACCCUAGACCCCAGUGAUCAUC
Messenger RNA from Salvelinus namaycush (lake trout), 710 nucleotides. RefSeq lists its product as uncharacterized. Lineage: Eukaryota; Metazoa; Chordata; Actinopteri; Salmoniformes; Salmonidae. The coding region runs from base 21 to 695 and encodes 224 amino acids. The transcript has 2 exons. The record is from RefSeq and is a predicted model, not a curated record.